GAACACUACUCAAGAGGAGGCCAAACCAGUAGAAGUAGAAGCAGGGAUCAAAAAUGACAAAUAUCCUUAUUUCAAUGAUGAAUUUGACUUAGGUGAGAUAGGCACCAAUGAAAUUGAAGAGCCACAAACUCCUGAACACCAAAUCCAUAGACAAAACUCUGACAAUGAUUCCACAUCAGAUGAAUUGCCUGAGAUGAAAUCAUUACAACCAGAUGAAGUAUUACUUCAAAAAAUCCUAGUUGAAAUCCUUGAUAAAUUCAAAUCUAAAGACCUUGCAUUGAAUAAAACCUUUAUGGAAUCUAAUUUUCUUAAUAAUAUCAUUGAUCUAAGCGACAAAGAUGUACACAAAACUGAAGUCAAAGCAACACCACAGAAGUCAAAACAAAAAAUUGUUGAUUGA
Messenger RNA from Entrophospora candida, 400 nucleotides. The record is from the annotation of a GenBank genome assembly. Lineage: Eukaryota; Fungi; Glomeromycota; Glomeromycetes; Entrophosporales; Entrophosporaceae.